This is a messenger RNA of Penicillium samsonianum, 1569 nucleotides long. RefSeq names its product Major facilitator superfamily domain general substrate transporter. Bases 1 to 1569 code for a protein of 522 amino acids. Gene Ontology annotation, biological process: transmembrane transport; carbohydrate transport. The transcript has 5 exons. NCBI's taxonomy places the organism in Eukaryota, Fungi, Ascomycota, Eurotiomycetes, Eurotiales, Aspergillaceae. Gene Ontology annotation, molecular function: carbohydrate:proton symporter activity. The record is from RefSeq and is a predicted model, not a curated record. Gene Ontology annotation, cellular component: membrane.
AUGGCAGAGAAUUCACAUACAAGCGAAAUAGUCGAGAAGGAAGGUGCCAGCGAUGCCAUGCACCAGGAACACAAGGAGGGCGUCAAGGUUGAGACUGUUCAUGGCUCACUGGCUCUCGACAUAGCCAGGCGGAAAAAUCCCCCGAAGCCGUGGAGCGUUCAGAUGAGGAAGCUAUACUUAUUCUUGACCGUGGCAUAUCUUUGCUCAGCCGUAAACGGAUUUGAUGGCUCGCUUAUGGGUGCCCUGCUUCCUAUAGCGCAGUUUCGUGAAACCUUCGGCUCGGGCUUGGUCGGUGCUAAAGCCUCCUUGAUUCAAGGAAUGUACACCAUUGGAGGUGUCUGCGCGCUGCCGUUUGUCGGAGUUAUCUUGGAUACUUGGGGUCGACGGUGUGGCAUGUUUGCUGGAUCCUGUGCUGUCAUCCUGGGUACUAUUCUUGGUGGUACUGCCAACCACAUGGAUCAGUUGCUUGCUAGCCGAUUCUUCCUUGGUUGGGGAUACUCCUUGGCCUCCUCUGCCGCACCCGCCUACGUCGUCGAGAUGAGCCAUCCUGCAUACCGUGACAUCCUUACCGGUUUAUACAAUUGCCAGUACUUCAUCGGCGCUAUUGCUGCUGCCGGUGCUUGUCGCGGAUGCCUGCGCAUUGUACUGUUAACAGUUUGGUUUAUACCCGAAUCACCUCGCUGGCUCUACAGCCAUGGGCGCCGCGAGGAAGCCUGGGAUGUUAUCACCAAAUACCACGGCGAGGGCUCCCGAGAUAAUUCCUAUGUUCAUCUACAAGUCCGAGAAUAUGAAGAGGCGAUUAACCUUGAAGGCUCGGAUAAGAAGCAAUGGGACUUUAGUUCUCUUGUUAACACAAAGGCUGCGAGAUGGCGCCUUUUGUGUGUGGCUAUCGCAUCUUUUAUGAGUCAGUGGGCACAGGCUGGUGUCACAACCUACUACAUUGGCGGACUUUUAGCGACAGCUGGUAUCACUGAUACGACGCGAGUGCUGGACGUCAAUCUUGGCAACACAGUUCUUUCUGCUGGCCUAGCCUAUCUUGGAAGCUAUUUGGGCCCAAAAAUCCGACGCAGACCUAUGAUGAUUGGCGCUUCUAUUGCUUGCAGUAUCUGCUUUGCGAGUUUUGCAGCCACAACCGGGGUGUACACGAAAACAGAGGCACCAGGAGCGGCCACUGCUUCUAUCGUGUUCAUCUUCUUGAUCGGCGCUUGUUUCAGCUUUGGCUGGACUCCAUUGCAAGCCAUGUACGCCGUCGAAUGUCUUUCAUACGAGACUCGCGCCAAGGGUAUGGCCAUGUACUCUGUGUUCACCAAUAUCGCCUUGCUGGUGAAUCAGUUCGGAGUCGGAAAUGCCAUUGACGCCAUUGGCUGGCACACAUAUAUCAUUUUGGCUGGCUGGAACAUUGUCCAGGGAGUGUUCAUCUACUUCUUCGCUGUUGAAACAAACAAUCGGACCCUCGAAGAACUCUCGGAGAUCUUUGAUGCCCCCAAUCCACGGAAGAAGAGUACAGAAAAACAACAGGUCUUGGUUUCUGAGAAUGAGAACCAGGUGAUGCAAGUUAAGAGUGCAUAG